AUGGGUAAUUUAAAGCAAGAUCUGUCACACGAUCAACCUUGCAAACCGCGUGCUUGCGCCAUUCAAGAUUGCUUGCAGAAAAACUCCUUUAAUGAGGACAAAUGCCAGGCACAAAUUGAUGCUUUGUACGAAUGCUGUAAUGCCUUCUACCAAGCGCAAGGUGACCAGGCGUCUACCCUCAGCUGCCCUAAAGCAAAUUUGCUGCGGCUGAAGAUGAAGCAACGAGCUCAAGCAGCAGAGAAGCAGUGA
Messenger RNA from Penicillium hordei, 249 nucleotides. RefSeq lists its product as uncharacterized. NCBI's taxonomy places the organism in Eukaryota, Fungi, Ascomycota, Eurotiomycetes, Eurotiales, Aspergillaceae. Bases 1 to 249 code for a protein of 82 amino acids. The transcript is spliced from 4 exons. Gene Ontology annotation, cellular component: mitochondrial intermembrane space. The record is from RefSeq and is a predicted model, not a curated record.